This is a messenger RNA of Aspergillus mulundensis, 1461 nucleotides long. RefSeq names its product cytochrome P450. The coding region runs from base 1 to 1461 and encodes 486 amino acids. Lineage: Eukaryota; Fungi; Ascomycota; Eurotiomycetes; Eurotiales; Aspergillaceae. The transcript is spliced from 5 exons. Gene Ontology annotation, molecular function: iron ion binding; monooxygenase activity; heme binding. The record is from RefSeq and is a predicted model, not a curated record.
AUGCUGCCCGACCUCCAGCUCGCGGGCAACUUGCCCUCCGUCCUGCUCCUGCUCGGGUUUGCAUACUUCCUCUCGAUCGCGUUCCGAGUCCGAAAGAACCCCCUCUCGUCCCUCCCAGGCCCCAAAUACACGAAAUGGACCGACCUGCUGCUGAAGUACUACACCGUCACCGGGCAGCGUCCUCGCUACGUGCACGCCCUGCACCAGAAAUACGGCCCCCUCGUACGCAUCUCCCCCACAACCCUCGACAUCAGCGACAUCCCCGCCGCCCGCGAAAUCCACCGCAUCGCAAGCCCCUUCCUCAAAGCGCCCUUCUACAAACUCCUCACCCGCAAAGACGGCGAGAGCCUCUUCUCCACCAUCGACCCAGACUACCACCGCCGCCACCGCCGCCUCCUCUCCUCCCCCCUCUCCGACAACAACCUGCGCACGCUGGAGCCGCUCGUCAAAGCACGCGUCCAACUCGCGGUUACCCGCAUGGCCGAGGAGGCACGCCAACGCUCCGUAGCAGACAUCUACAAGUGGUUCUUCUUCAUGGCGACGGACAUCAUCGGCGAGCUGAGCUUCGGCGACUCGUUCCGGAUGCUCGAGGUCGGGAAGAAGAACCAGUACAUUGCGGACCUGGAGACCGUGGCCAAGAUCGGGGGCAUCCGCGCGAACUUUCCCUGGGUGAUUUCGCUCGGCCAGGUGCUGCCGCUGAGUAUCUUUAAGGAGGUUGUUGUCUCUACCGAUCGCAUUCUCGAGUAUGCGACCCUGUCGGUGGAGCGGUAUAAGCGGCAUCUAGCCCUGAAUCCGGACCAGCCGAAGCCGACGCUCUUUACGAAGCUGUAUGAUGCCAGUCUCGUUAAGGAAGACGGGGGCGAGAGUCUCAGUGAUCGGGAGAUACGCAACGAUGCGCAGAGCUUCAUUGUCGCUGGGAGUGAUACGACGGCGAAUACGCUGACGUACCUUGUUUGGUCGGUGCUGAGGGAUAGAACUAUCCAGGACCGACUCGUCGCGGAACUCGAUGCGCUGGUUAAGACGCUGCAGAUUGAAGAGGGGAUCGACGAGGAGGGUCUCUCGGAUGUCCACCUGCGUGACCUGCCGUACUUCAACCAGGUCAUCAACGAGGCGCUGCGUCUGUACCCUGCUGUUCCGUCUGGGUUGCCGCGGGUUGUUCCUGAGAAGGGGAGCACGCUGGCCGGACACUGGAUCCCGGGUGGUGCGACGGUCACGACGCAGUUGUAUUCGCUGCAUCGGGAUGGCGAGGUUUUUGAGGAUCCGGAGAGAUUCGACCCCUCCCGCUGGGAAAAUCCCACCAAGGCCAUGAAGGACGCCUACAUGCCCUUUGGCGCUGGGUCGCGGAAUGGGAUUAGACUGCGUCGGCCUGCACCUAGCGAAGAUGGAACUCCGCCUCGCAACAGCGUCCUUCUUCCGCGCGUUCCCCCGAGCACGGAUGUCGAGCAAGGAGGGCAUGAGUGA